AUGUACACACAGACACAUGUACGUACAUACACACAAACACACACACAUGUACAUGCACACACACAUACAUGUAUAUACACACACACAUGUACAGAUACACACAUGUACAUACACACAGACACACCCCCCCCUAUAAAAAGUUGCAGUACUUCGUUGUUCACUCACAGAGCCGAGUAAUGCACUCUAAGGGGAGGCAGAGAGCACAGCACGCACUCCUUGCUUUGCUUUCACUCACCUAUUAAGCAGUCUGACGGCUCCCAGUGCCAAUGACAGAUCCGGCCUGAGCUCUGAGCCUGCUCAACAAGACGGCCCUGGGGGACACACUCGCCCCCACCAUAAUUUCCACUCGCCAUUGGCGAGCAGGUGAGUGGAAAUUUCAAGCUCUGGUUUAGG
Staurois parvus is the source of this 393-nucleotide messenger RNA. Lineage: Eukaryota; Metazoa; Chordata; Amphibia; Anura; Ranidae. The record is from the annotation of a GenBank genome assembly.